AUACAAGCGUUUAUGUGUAGCAUCGCUUGUCCAUUGUCCCUUUGCCAUCCGAUCGCACGAACUUGGUGGAUCGAGUGCAGCUUUGGCUGGCACAGAUUCGGGCAUGCUUUUUUUCCGAUUCGUGCCUGCAUGGGGUUGCGAAUGAUUUGCAGCAUGCCUACGUGGCUGCGCACCCGAACGCAUAUCUUUGCAUAACGUUGCCUACGCUGGUGCCGUAGACUUUCCUGCUGCUGGAUCGGGGCCGCUCGCCGACGGGUGCAUGAAGCCUUCCCGCACCCCGAUCUUGGUGCUUGCCGCAGGUCAGUCCGCGUUGUCCGGCCUCUUGGUGAGUGAGCUACUGUGCGAAACAGUUCGAGGCCGCAGGGUUGUGCAUCGUCACUGCAUGUAUGCUCGGUUUUGUGGUCACUGUCGUUAAUUCAGGUUCAGUGCCCAGUUUGGCUCAAUCCAUGCAGGCGCGAACCGAAUCGUGCCACACUUCCUUGACGGAGUCAUUGCGGGCGUCUCAGUCCUUGUCGCAGUCUUAGAAUGGCGGCGGCCGCCUUCGCCGCGGUCCUGACUUCGGCCCUCAGCGCCUUCGCCUUGAAGGUCCAGCAGGAACCGGGGCAUGAGCAGCUGUCGUUGAUCCAGGCGCAGGAUCCGGGGCAGGAACAGCUGUCGUUGAUCCAGGCACAGAAGGUGCCGUUAGAAGACCCGAAGCCAGCUGACAUCACGGCUUGGUCUGACGGCCCCAAGGUCGUGGGGCCGAAGGAUCUUCACCACGUGCAGAUCAACAGUUCCAGGGGUAGUCACACCAUUGGCGUCGAGGCGUUCCAUUGGUCCGUGGACUUCGAGAUGUCGGGCGCCCUUCUAUCUGGGAAGGGCUGGGGAGAAAACCUCACCAGACAGUUGUGCAGCGACUACCAGGCAUACGGUGACGUCGGCAAUAUCCUCGAUGUCGGAGCGAGCAUUGGCGCCAUCACUAUUCCGCUGGCAGACUGUCUGACAGGCAAGGGCAAGGUUCUGGCUGUGGAAGGGAUGCCGCCCACCGUGGACCAUCUCGUGAUGGGUAUUCUUGGCAACAAGAUGAAGAAUGUGGAGGUGUACAACUUCGCCGUGGGAGCUUCGGACGAUCCUGGAUCGGUGACCAUGUCCCUGAAUCCGGUCGACAAGGGCGGUUCGGCAGUGAAGGGCGACAAGCCGUUCACUGAGCUGAUCGGCUUCCAAGCCAUGCAUGAUUUUUUCAAAGCCAACGUGGCAGUGAAAGACUUCGAGGUGAUGCUGACCACUGGGGAUAAUAUGCUCUUGAACAACCCAGCGAUGAAGGCGAUCAUGAUGGCCAAGAUUGACAUCGGGGGCCACGAGGGCCAUUUCCUGAAGGGUUCCCAGAUCCUCUUCACGCAAUUCCCGCCCUGCUCCGUGACUAUCGAGCUGACGCCAGAGUGGCUCGAGCGCGCUGGCACGCCUGUCCAAGAUAUUCUUGACCAAUUUACCAAUUGGGGCUACGUGGACGUCCCCACCGUCGAGCACCUGAAUGUCACCCAGAACAGGAGGGAGAUGUUCUCAGCGUCAGUGUCAGAUCCACCCGUCACGUCAAUGAUCCAGAAAGACAUGCAGAAGUGCAGGGAACGCGUGAAGUCUUGCGCCUCUGGGGGUGAGUGUCCCCGGAUUGAGCUUCCGCGCGCAGUUCCAGUCACGGAUCCAGCCUCCGAGCCAGGAGAUGCGACAACAGAAGAGGCUCCCGUGAUGUUGAAUUCCGCUCGUGCAGAUGAGACAACGCAGUCCGUGUCUGUCGUGGUGGACGAGAGCAGUGCGGCUCUUAAGAUGGGGGAGAAGCCUCCGUCUUCCAAGCGCAAGAAAGCGCGUUCAAUCUGAGAGCACUGAGUUUGCCGCAGACUUCGCGAUUGAUGCAUCAUCCUCAGCAUCAUAAUCGUUAUCAUUGUUUUAGCUUUUUAUUGGAGAGGCUUUACGGCCACUGCAGCUGACCCUGGACGACGACGACGAUGAAGAUGUUGACGUUGUUCGCAAUGCCAGGCGAGAGCGUGGAUGUUCGAGACGUGCGAUCAGGAACGCGUUGCAUUGUUCGCAUCACAAAGGUUUACCCGCAGAACUUUGACCGCCAGAGUUCCAUACCUCACUGCUCGGCGUCUGCGAUGGCUCAGAUUCUCGUUGGUUUUAUGCCGUUGGGAGCCGCUGGAAGCCGCCAGGCUUCUGCAAUCCUCGGAGGUUUUGGUUCGACAUCGGCCUGCAGGAGCCGGUCGCUGCAACCUGUGGGCCUCAAAAACAGAUCCGUGGGUAAAUUAUCCUGAAUAUUGACCGAGAUCGACAAGGAGCUCUUGAGUAGCAUGCUGGAGCAUUUGUGCAAUCGGGACCAGUGGCCAGAGUGCUACUGCGGCAACAUUCUGGGCGUUCCACG
Prorocentrum cordatum is the source of this 2392-nucleotide messenger RNA. NCBI's taxonomy places the organism in Eukaryota, Dinophyceae, Prorocentrales, Prorocentraceae. The record is from the annotation of a GenBank genome assembly.